Messenger RNA from Oncorhynchus mykiss (rainbow trout), 15010 nucleotides. Its product is annotated as laminin subunit alpha-3. The record is from RefSeq and is a predicted model, not a curated record. Gene Ontology annotation, cellular component: basement membrane. Gene Ontology annotation, molecular function: signaling receptor binding; extracellular matrix structural constituent. Gene Ontology annotation, biological process: regulation of embryonic development; regulation of cell adhesion; axon guidance. Lineage: Eukaryota; Metazoa; Chordata; Actinopteri; Salmoniformes; Salmonidae.
GAGUUUGAUUAGGGAGAAACCGGAGCAAGUGCUUAUUUCACGAGGGAACAUGUAGAGGGGAAGCACAUAGACAGAGGCAACAGCAGCAGCAGAGACACAAGUGAAACUUUUACAUCAGCACACUUGAACCGCGCCAGGCUCAAGGGGACUGGAUUGUUUUAUGCGUGGAGAUUGCGUAUUAUUCCACGGGGAUCUAGAUAACUUGAACUGCGAGUUGCAAUUCUAUUUGAGCAUCUACAGAGAUUAUAGAGGUGAAAGGAACAUGGCGAGGGGGGUGAAGAGAGCUCACCCUGUUGCUUUAUUAUUUACUUUGAUGCUCUUAUUUUGGCGGGACGUUUACGCGCAGGUGUCUUUUAACGAAAUAACCGGGUUUAGUUUGAGCCCCCCGUACUUCAACCUCGCGGAGGGGUCACGGAUAUCCGCCACCGCAACUUGCGGUGAAGAUGAAGCAGGGAGACCGAGAUCUGAUUUGUACUGUAAACUUGUCGGAGGACCUACCUUUGGACUUCCUAGUCAAACGAUACAGGGACAGUAUUGUGACAGAUGCAACUCCAAUGAGCCAAACAAGGCCCACCCGGUGAGUAACGCCAUCGAUGGCACUGAGCGCUGGUGGCAGAGCCCGCCUCUCUCCAGGGGGCCUAUGUACAACGAGGUGAACGUCACUUUGGACCUGGGACAGCUCUUCCAUGUGGCCUACAUCCUCAUCAAGUUUGCCAACGCCCCUCGACCUGACCUAUGGGUCCUGGAGCGCUCCCUGGACCAUGGGAAAACGUAUGCUCCAUGGCAGUACUUUGCACAUUCUAAAAGGGAGUGCAUUGAGAGGUUUGGCAAAGAACCAAAUGGACGCGUAGUCCGAGAUGAUGACCAGAUCUGCACCACAGAGUACUCUAAGAUCGUUCCAUUGGAGAAUGGAGAGAUUGUGGUGUCCCUGGUCAACGGUCGCCCGGGCUCUAAGAACUUCACCUAUUCUCCGGUGCUGAGAGAUUUCACCAAGGCCACCAACAUCCGCCUGCACUUCCUCAGGACCAGCACUCUGUUGGGGCACCUAAUUACCAAGGCCCAGAGGGACCCCACUGUCACACGCAGGUAUUACUACAGCAUCAAAGACAUCAGUGUCGGGGGACGUUGCGUUUGUCACGGCCACGCCGAGGUGUGUGGGGGGCGUAACCAAGGCAAACCCAAUCGGCUGCAGUGCGAGUGCAAACACAACACCUGUGGUGAGUCAUGUGACCGCUGCUGUCCAGGGUUCAACCAGAAGCCAUGGCGUGCUGCUUCGACAGACAGUCCCAACGAGUGCCAACCCUGCCAGUGCCAUUCACAUGCCACUGAGUGUUAUUACGACCCAGAGGUGGAGCAGAGGAGAGCAAGUUUAGACACAUUCGGCAGGUACGACGGCGGAGGAGUGUGCAUCAACUGCCAGCACAACACAGCGGGAGCGAACUGUGAGCUUUGUGCGGAUGGAUUCUACAGACCCCAUGGAUCACCUCCAGAGUCUCACACUGGAUGCAUACCCUGCAGGUGUGAUGCCAGGACUACUGCUGGUUGUGAUAUGGGGACAGGACGUUGCCACUGCCGGCCAGAAUUCACCGGAAACAACUGUGAACGCUGUGCAGACAGCUACUUCGGCUACCCACAGUGCAUCAGAUAUCCAAUCUACCAGCCCACCACCAAAUCUCCUGCAGGCCAUAUAGUAGAGCCCACUGCCUGUCCUGCUGGUUAUUUCGGAGCACCCAGCUGUCAACGGUGUGUGUGUGACCGCGGUGGAUCAGUGCUGGAGUUGUGUGAUGCGUCAGGGCGCUGCAUCUGUCGUGAUGGUGUGGAGGGUGAGAGAUGUGACCGCUGUCAACCAGGGCACCACUCAUUCCCUAACUGCCAAGAGUGUGUGUGCGACGGCAGUGGUUCGGUGCUGGAGAUGUGUGACGCAUCAGGGCGCUGCGUAUGUCGUGGAGGGGUGGAGGGCGAGAGAUGUGACCGCUGUCGACCAGGUUACCACUCCUUUCCUAACUGCCAAGUGUGCCGCUGUGACGGUGCAGGUGUGACUGACAGGGUCUGUGGGCCCAACGGACAGUGCCGUUGCCGUGUCAACUACUUCGGAAGUCAAUGUGACCAGUGUGCCCCUGGUUACUAUGGAUACCCUGACUGUGCCGCCUGCCAGUGUUUAGGGGAGGGUUCCUAUGACUCCAUGUGUAACCAAGUAUCAGGCCAGUGUCUGUGUCGCCCUGGGGUGGUGGGACAGCAGUGUGAUCGCUGUGCCGGGUCAGGCCUCCGCUUCCCGCAGUGUUCAGCCUCCAUCACCCAGUGUAACCCAGCAGGGUCAGAGGUCAGCACAGCAGAUCCACAAACGGGUUCCUGUGGCUGCCUGCCCAACGUGGAGGGAACACUGUGUGACAUGUGUAAACCUCUCUACUGGAACCUGGCGACAGAGAACCCCAGCGGCUGUAUAGAGUGUCGCUGUGGCGUCAAAGGCACCCUGAGUGGGGUAGGAGAAUGUCAACAGAAAAGUGGCCAGUGUUACUGCAAGCCCGACGUGUGCAGCCAUACCUGUGACACGUGCAAGGAGGGCUACUACCUGCUGCAGAAGAGGAACUAUUUUGGCUGUCAAGGCUGCCAGUGUGAUGUGGGAGGAGCCAUAGGCAGAGGGUGUGAUGAGAUGUCUGGACAGUGCCAGUGUCGGAAGAACGUAGUGGGCCGCACCUGCACUGAGCCAGUACCUAACUACUACUUCCCCAGCCUGCACCACCUGAGGUAUGAGGUGGAGGAUGGCAUCACCCCCAACGCCAGGCCCGUACGCUUCGGCUACGACCCCCAGACGUUCCCAGGAUUCAGCUGGAGAGGUUACGCCAUCAUGUCCCCAGCGCAGCCAGAGGUGAUCCUAUCGUUAGCUGUGGGUUUCCCCGGCCCCUUCCACAUAAUGGUUCGCUACGUCACCACUACCCCCCGCAGACCCACACAGGGGCGGCGGGAUAGGGGGCGAGCUCGAGCCAGGAUCUUGGUGGUGGACGAGCCUGAUUUUCACACUUGCUGUGACUGGUCAGGUCAGAGUAAGGAAGUGGUGUUUCCUUCUAGCUCCUCCCCUGCCUACCUCACGGUCCCUGGGGACGGCUUCGCUGAGCCCUUCACACUGACCCCUGGGAAAUGGAUCAUACGCAUCCAGGCAGAGGGCCUUCUACUGGACUACUUGGUGCUGCUGCCCAGUGAUUACUACGAGGCUCCCUUCCUCCAGGAGAAGAUCACCCAGCCCUGCACGUACACAUUCACCGCAGACAGAGACACAAACUGUCUGCUGUAUAAGCACAUGGCGAUGAACAGGUUCAGCUCUGUGCUGGGCUCUCAGGGUCAGUUCUCCAGCCAGUGGAGACGCAGGAGGAGACAGGCCCUCGUCCGCCGGCCAACCCCAGCCCACCCCGAGAUGGCCUCGCUCACCGGGAAACAGGCCCAGUUACAGCUGAGCCUGCGCGUGUCUCCACCCGGUCCCUACAUCCUGGUCCUGGAGUAUGCUAGCGAGGUAGACACGGUCCAGAACGUCAACCUCCUCAUCGCUGGCCAAUCAGAGAGUCAUAUCCAGGCCAGAGCCAACAUCUACAGCUGCCAUUACAGCUUCCUUUGUCGCAGUGUGGCGGUUGACGGAACCAAUCGCGCUGCAGUGUUCCAGUUUACCCACAAGGCCGAGCUUCUUCUACAGACCUCCACAGCCUCAAUGCUGCUGUAUAAAGUGUAUGCAGUGCCCGCGGAGGAGUUCUCCAUGGAGUACCUGGACCCCAAGGUGCUCUGCGUCUCUGUCCACGGACGCUUCACUGAGGACAGUCAGUACUGUGUUCCCAGCCAGUACGACAGGCCCUCCACAGCGCUGGUUCUGGACGCAGCGCGGGACGCACGCCCCUCCUCCCCACUUGCCGUCCCCCAGCAGAGGGAGAGUGAAGAGUGGAGACGAAGACGACAGUCAGGGGCUGGGGGCUUCCCUUUCCCUGGAGCCCAGAGUGAAGGGGUACUACUCAAAUCUCCCCAGACAGAGAUCCGUUUCAGUGCCAGGGUGCCAGUUCCUGGCAGGUAUGUGUUUGUGGUCCACUACUGUCAAGCUGAACACACCACCUUCCCUGUGGAGGUACGGGUGGAUGCCGGACACACGUGGGCAGGCUCUGUGAAUGCCUCUUUCUGCCCGGGGGUCUCCUGCUGCAGGGAGGUGGUCAUCGCUGAGAGGCGCAUCGCUCUGGACCUUCCCCAGCAAGACAUGGCCAUCUCUCUCAAGGUUCCAACCGGGAAGACCCUCACUCUGGAUUACAUCUUGGUGGUUCCUGAAGAUAGCUACACCCCUGAUCUCCUGAAAGAGAAGCCGUUUGAUAAGUCCUCUGAUUUCACCAGGCAGUGUGGAGGACCAAGCUUUUCUAUAGACCCCAGAACGUCCUCCCAGUUCUGCAGAGACUCAGCCCGCUCCCUGGUAGCAGCCUAUAGUGACGGGGCCCUGCCCUGCUACUGUGACAAAUCAGGGGCCACGGUGCCCACCUGUAACCCUGUAGGGGGCCAGUGUCCCUGUAGGCCCCAUGUGAUCGGUCGGCAGUGUACACGAUGUGCCACAGGAUACUAUGGCUUCCCCUACUGUAGACCAUGUGAGUGUGGCCAGCGGCUGUGCCACGAGGUGACAGGUCAGUGUAUCUGCCCGCCCCAGACAGUGAAGCCAGUCUGUGAUGUGUGUGAGAGCCAGACGUUCAGCUACCACCCUCUAGUGGGCUGUGAGGGCUGUGACUGCUCCCCCAAUGGAGUCAGGUCCAACACAGGGAGAGACUGUGACCGUGACACGGGACAGUGCACGUGUAAGCCCAGGAUCGGUGGGCGGCAGUGUGACCGGUGUGCUGCAGGGUUCUACAGGUUCCCAGACUGUGUCCCAUGUAGCUGUAACCAGGGAGGGGUCACACCUGAUAUAUGUCACCCAGACACAGGACAGUGCCUCUGCAAGAGGAACGUGCAGGGUGCCCGCUGUGAUGCCUGUAGAGACGGGUCCUUCCACUUUGACCCCUCCCACCCCAGAGGCUGCGUCAGCUGCUUCUGCUUUGGAGCCACCGACCAGUGCCAGAGCUCUGGCAAACGCAGGGGGAAGUUUAUGGACAUGCGUGGCUGGCGUCUGGAGAGGGCUGACCAGGAGGAGGUGGCAUCAGUCCUCAACCCGUCCAGUAACACUGUGGUAGCAGACGUACAGGAGUUGCCUGGCACUACCCAGCUCCUCCACUGGGUGGCGCCACCAUCCUACCUGGUAGACCGGGUGUCGUCCUAUGGGGGCUACCUCACCUACCAGGCUAAGUCCUUUGGGAUUCCCAGUGAGGGGAUGUCGCUGAUGGACCGCAGACCUGAUGUCUUGCUCAGUGGCCAGGAGAUGACCCUGGUCCACAUGUCCCCACAUACCCCUCAUCCUGACAGACUCCACCAGAGCAGAGUCCAGCUAGUAGAGGGGAAUUGGCGUCACUCCGGCACCAACCGUCCUGUGUCCAGAGAGGAUCUGAUGGAAGUCCUGGCAGGGCUGGUUGGUCUGAGGGUGCGGGCCCUCUACUUCACCCAGAGCCAGAGACUCAGCCUGGGGGAGGUGGGCCUGGAGGAGGCCACAGACACAGGGGCCGGGGGCCCUGCUAGCACCGUGGAGGAGUGUGCCUGUUCCCCUCUCUACAGAGGAGACUCCUGCCAGAAAUGUGCUCGUGGUUACUAUAGGGACGGCAGUGGGCCUUUCCUGGGUCGCUGUGUGCCCUGCUUCUGUAACGGCCUCGCCAACGAGUGUGACGACAGGACUGGGAGGUGCCUGAACUGCCAGUACAACACAGCCGGGGACAGGUGUGAGCGCUGCAAAGAGGGUUACUAUGGAGACGCUGCCCAGAGAUCAUGCCGGGUGUGCCCGUGCCCCUUUGGUGUGCCAGCUAACAGUUUUGCGGUGGGUUGCAGAGAGGUCGCUGGAGGGUUCCAGUGUGUUUGCCGACCAGGCUACGCAGGAGACCGUUGUGAACGAUGCACCCCUGGUUACCACGGUGAUCCAUUGACAACCGGAGGAAGCUGUCGGCCUUGUGACUGUGGCGGCAACGGAAACAGCUGUGACUCCAGGACUGGUGUGUGCAAGAAUGCGUUGGAGCCGGGGGACACCAACACAGACGAGCAGUGUCAAGAGUGUGACGACUGCGCCGAGACCUUACUAAACGAUCUGGGGCGUCUGGAUGAGGAGCUGGGCAGGAUUAAGACUCAGCUGGAUAACGCCAGUAUCUCCGCCUCCUCUCAGGACCGACUCAGGAUGCUGGAGAAUGCCAUCACAGAGACCAAGAGUCUGGUGAGCAAGUUCAGUUCCAGUGUGAACAGCCAGAAGCCCAAGGUUAGCCAACUGGAGCAGGACACUCUCAGUGUCAACGAGGAUAUCAGCGCUCUGAAAGAAAAGGCGGAUGACAGGGCUGCGGAUGCCCAGAAAGUGCUGAAUGAUGUGGGUAAAACCCAUCUGAGAGCUAAAGACCUGGACACUGAGGCUAGGAACCUGCUCGAGAAGAUCCUGGCCCUGCUGCUGCAGCUGAAAGAGUCUGGUUCCGGUGAUGUGGUGCCCAGUGAGAGCCUGGCUAAGAUGUUAUCCGACGCUGAACGCAUGGUGAAGGAGAUGGAGAGGAGAAACUUCAACCCCCAGAAAGACGCAGCCGACAAAGAGAGAGACGAGGCCCAGAAACUGCUGGACUACAUCAAGGCUAAUGUGACCAAGCAGUAUGAUCAGAAUGAGGCAGCAGCCAAGAGGGUGAAGGGUCUUCUGAAGGACUAUGAGGCUAAACUGAAGGACCUGGAGGAGGCGCUGAAACAGGCUGGGGACAUGGUGAAGAAAGCCAACUCACAGAACGGACUCAACUCAGAGGCACUGAAAGACAUCCUGAAACGUAUGGAGGACCUGAAGAAGGAACGGAGGAAGGUCCAGGACCAGAUAGCCAUGGCAGAAAAUCAGCUGAAGGCCACAGAGGACCUCCUGAGAAUGCUGAAGGACAGCAAGACUGAGUAUGAACAACUAGCUGCCCAACUGGACGGCGCCAGGACUGACCUCACCAAAAAGGUCAACGCCAUCUCCCAGGCCGCGGCCAAGGAGGACAUUGUGGAGCGAGCAGAGAGACACGCUGAGAACCUGGCCAAGCUGGCCAAGGAACUACAGGAUGCUGUAAGGGACUCGAGUGGCCGCUCGGAUGUGCGUGAUGCCAUGGACGCCAUUGAGGCCUACAAGAACAUCACAGAUGCGGUCAACGCUGCAGAGAAGGCAGCCAAGGAGGCCAAAGAUGCAGCUGACAAAGCCCUGAAGGAUGUGAAGAAAGAGGACCUGACAAAGAGAGCUAAGAAUCUGAAAGAAAGCGGGAACGACCUACUGAGGGAAGCCAAGGACGCAGAAAAAGAUCUCAAAGAGGCCUCUGAUGACCUCACAGCCCAGAAGAAGCGCCUGAAUGACGCAGAGAAUAAGAAGAAAGCAUUGGAGACGGACCUGCUGGAUGCCCAGGCUGAGCUGAACAACAUCCAGAGAGAUGAUAUAGGAGACAUGCUAGAUGAGGCGAAGAGGAAGGCAGCGGCUGCCAAUGACACGGCCAGCACCACCAUGGACAGACUGAACGCCAUCAGAGAGGAAGUGGACAAGUUCAACGUCAUGCCCUCCGACUCCAACCUCGGCAGCAUCAUGGACGAUGUGGACAAGUCAGUGAAGAAUCUGUUGAACAGCAUCCCGUCUCUGCAGGAUAAGAUCUCGGAGGUGGAGGAGCUCAGCUCUCAGCUCUCCCCCGUCACCAACGUCUCUGAUAACAUCAAUAGGAUCAAGGAGCUCAUCGAGCAGGCUAGAGACGCAGCCAAUAGGAUUGUGGUCCCUAUGAAGUUCAGUGGGGAGGGCCACGUGGAGCUGCGUCCCCCACGGGAUAUUGAAGACCUGAAGGCAUACACGUCCCUGUCCCUGUCCCUGCAGAGACCAGAGCUCCCCAGCAGCCGAGGGGACGGAGCACGCAGGCGGAGACAGGCCACCACGAUCACAGACACGGGUGACAUGUUCAUACUCUACCUCGGCAACCAAGACUCGUCUAAAAACUUCAUCGGCAUGGCCCUGAGGAAUAACGUGCUGUUCUGUGUGUACAAUCUGGAUGGAGAAGAGUAUGAGAUCAAGACGGACUACAUCACUAGGUCUCCCUCUGAGCCUUCCUUCUUUGACAAGGUGGACCUGCGCAGAAUUUACCAAGACGCAGAAGUGAACCUCACCAAGCUGUUCACAUCCAAUCAGCCGGACCCACCUCGGAUCAUCAGCAAGCAGGGAGAGCUGACCAGGAACCUUCUAAAUCUGGACCCUAGUGACAUUGUCUUCUAUGUCGGGGGCUACCCCUCCAACUUCAUUCCUCCAGCCUCCCUCAACUACCCCAACUAUAAGGGAUGCAUCGAGCUGUCCACCUUCAAUGACAGAUUCAUCAGCCUGUACAACUUUAAGAAUGCUGUCAAGGUCAACCUGGAGACUCCAUGCAAGAGGUAUAGCCAACCAGUGGUGUUUGAGUACUUUGAGGGGACUGGUUAUGCCAAGGUGUCCACCCAAGGUGUCAAUGUGCCCACUCUCCUCCUGGGCCAGACCAUCUCCACUCGCUCAGAGAAUGGGCUUUUCCUCUACAUUGGAAAUGAGGAGAAGUACUACAGUGUGACGUUUGAGAGAGGCUACGUUGUCAUCCAUAGUAACCUGCUCAGAGAACCAGUACAAAGCGCUACCAAAGUCUUCCCAGUGAAUUCAGACCAAGCAGAAGUGUUGAUCAUUAUUGAGUCUCAAGGAAGCCAAGAGAUAAAGAUCCGUGUAGCAGGCAAGGAGGUGGUCAAGUCUGAUGUCCAGUACACCCCAGGUGACUUCACAGACUACUACAUCGGUGGCGUACCACCAGCCCUGAGAGAAAGACACAACAUCACCGCCCAGCCACUGAAGGCCUGCAUGAACAACAUCAAGCUCAACAGCAAGUACCCCACCUUCGAGGAAAAAGUGGGCAUCAGCCGGGGCUGUCCCACGGACUUCCUGGCGUCUCGUAAAUCUGAGUUUAACGUGGGGAGUUCUCUGUCAGCUGCUCUCGAAGGCUUCAGCCUGGCAAGGGAUGUCUCAGUCUCACUGGGAUUCAGGAGCUCUGAGAAAAAUGGGCUCCUACUGCAGAACACCGAGUCGAGCGUUGGCGCCAUCGAACUUGCCUUGGUCAACGGCUAUGUGGUCCUGACGUUCAAAGACACAGCUUGGAAAUCUUUGAAAUCAAGCAAGCAGUACCAGGACGGCAAAUGGCAUUACCUGACUGCCACCAGAAGGGUGGCUUCCCAAAGUAUCGAGCUGCGGAUAGAUGACGAGGAUGUGGGAGGGCAGAUAACCUCAAGCUCCUUCAGUUCAAACCCAGACUCUGUGUUCCUGGGGAAAGACACCUUCAAAGGCUGCAUCUCCAACCUCUACCUGAGAAGGCCUAACUUUCUGUACAGAGCAGAGGACCUGAGUCAGUUCAGCUCUACAGGAGAUGUGCUGCUGGAUAAGUGUAGCUCUGACAGACCUCCACAACUGAUGCUCGACCACAACACCUCCAGGAAGGGUGGUGGUAUGGAGAUGUCAGAGGACAGUCUCUCUGUGUGUGCACACUCUGUUCUAGACAAACAUGCCUACCACAUUGGGGGCACUGUGAGUAGCCUGAGCUACAGCCUCACUCCCCAGGUGCUCCAGCCCAGACCUCAUUUCUCCCUGGACGUUAGGACCAAAUCUGCUGAGGGCCUGCUGUUCUAUGCAGCCACCAGAGGGGGGAGCUCUCACAUGGCUCUCUACCUGUCCAAGGGCAGGAUCAGGCUGUCAGUAGGCAAGGGGAAGGAGAUCUUCAACAGGGAGAAGUACAACGAUGGAAGAUGGCACUCGGUAAUAUUCAGCCUAGAAAAGAAGAGGUUCCGUUUGGUAGUGAACGGUAUUAGGGCUCAGGCUGGACAGCUGACCAGUGAUGAGGCCACGUCCAUGGAACUGAUCUGUCCUCUUUACCUGGGAAGUGCUCCUGAUUCCUUGAACACAGAACUUAAGUGGAAGCUCCUCCCAAAGCAAAGUGUGAUUGGCUGUGUGCGUAACUUCAAGAUGAAUGGCACUCCCAUGCCAGAGCCAACCACCAAUCAUGGUGCUGGCCCCUGCUUUGAAGGACAGACACAGAGUGGGGCCUACUUCUCAGGGAGAGGGGCAUAUGUCAUUAUUAAUGAUUCCUUUGUGGUGGGCUCCAGCUUUGAGGUGGUGUUUGACAUCCGUCCCAGGAGUCUGACUGGUGUUCUGCUCCAUGUGGGGGACUCCAGCAGGACUCGCCGUGGGCCCAACACUGGACACCACCUCAGCCUCUACAUGCACAGAGGAGAGGUGGUGGCACGUGUGAACAACGGAGCUGGUGAAUUCAGUGUUUCCGUUCGGCCCAAGCAGCCCUUGUGUGAUGGAAUGUUCCACAGAGUUGCAGUGAUCAAGAGGAACAACGUUGUGGAGAUGCAUGUGGACACUGAGGGCGACCACAAAAUAGGACCUCCUUCCUCCUCCCCCACUCUGACCAAAGACCCACUUUAUGUGGGCGGCAUUCCAGAAACGUCCAUGCACCCAUCCCUCCCAGUCACAGGGUCCUUUGAGGGCUGCAUCCAGAACAUGAAGAUCAAUGAGGACCCGAUCUCCUUCGAGAGGCUCUCUGGGGUAUUCGGGCCACUCAACCUCAGAGAGUGUCCAGCUGGCUGAGUAGAAUCUACUCCAUGACCACAUCCUGGGACCACAUCCACUCUCCACUAGCCGCUGCGUGCAAUCUGUUCCAAAAACAGAGAAUGUGUAUGUAUGUGUGUGAGAGAUAGUGUUGAGUGUCUGUGUGAGAGAGAGAGAGAAGUGUGUGUGUAUGCGUGCAUGUGUGUCACAAGGAUAGUAAAACGAGGACCAUUUGGACAAGUGGGGGACAUUUUGACAGUCCCCACGAGGAAAAAUGCUAUUUUAGGCUCAGGGGUUAGGUUUAGGGUUAUAAUUAAAUUUAGGGUUAGUGGUUAAUUAAGGUUAGGAGUUAGGUACAGUUUUAGGGUUUGGGGUUAGGGCUAGAUUUAGGGGCUAAGGAAAAUAGUAUUUUGGAGGGGAAUCAUUUUUUUGGUCCCCACGAGGAUAGCAAUACGAAACUGAGAGCUAGAGAGAUAAAAUAAUAAAAGAAAACAUUUGUAGAGCACAUACGGUCUGCGAAUCGUCGCCUCUUUCUACAGCAGAUGCACAAUACAAGGAACUGGGAUAAUUUGAGGAGCUAGCCAUCGUUCACACAUACAAUAGCCUGCUAAUUCCUUAGCUAGCUAUUGUAACGACCCUGGGUUUAUAAGCGCGGAAAUCGACCCUGCCGCACGAGCAUGCUUUUGCCGCACAGUCGAUAGCGCGCCGGAGCUCGGGCUCGAAGGUCGAGGAUUCGAGACCUGCUCCCUGCUGUUUCAUUACACUAUUAACCACAUGUUGAAUUCAGAAUGUUAAUAUCAUCCUAAAAAGAACAAUUACAUCUUAACAAUACCAUCCACUUAUGAGUAACCUCUAAAUAUACAACAUUAUUCAUGAACAAAACACUGUAUGACUUUGUGCUUAAACGAAUCAAACUUUUCUGAAGGCGACAGAAAAAGCCUGCCUACCUCUCAUAGUGCAUCAAAAUGAUUUGAGCACGCAGGGCAAAACGUAAGUACACACUCCCCUACUCCCAGGAUGCAGGAAUGCAUAAUAACAAAUCAACAUGACAUAUUAAUAUAUAAACCUGGUGAAAUUCACACAGUACUUGAAAAACUGUUACAUAGGCAUGGAUAAUCCUCCAAACACCGGCUUCGAGGGCAUUAUCAAUUUUAUACAACGGGUUACGAACAUAUUCAAAUAACGAUUGACAUAUUUUCAUAAAUGCGUAAUUUUUAUUUAUUUAUUCAUACUGUUUCAUCCUUCCACAAGAUAUAGCCCGGACACAAAUCUAGGGUUGCCACCCAAUCCGGCUGGUUGUUCAUUCUAUUGGUUUGGUUGCCAGAGUCGCGACCCAGUCAUUCCUUCUAAAUGUUCCAUUGCCAUACUGACGGGCAACGUUCUUAUCCCUUGCUUGCUAGCUAGCCAACUACGGCUAACUUACAGUCACGUCAAAUAGUGGAGCCAGAAUAACAGCAAAGUAGCUGCAUUUUUGCAUUUGUUUAAUCUGUUUUGUAGUGACAUUUAUUUCGCCUGGCAUAGAAAAGGCGCUCACUCGUCAGGACACUGUUGUUCAGAGGAGCUAGCCAACAACACAGCUACAGUAACACAAUCACUUCAAAUUGAAGCUGGAAAGACCGCAAACUACAGUAACUGCUCUUCGUUUCUUCUUACCUUUUUCCAAUUGACACCGGCUGGAAUGCACCUUUAACCACCAUUCUGGAUUAGACCCACCCUUGUAUAAUUAACAAUACGGCCCGAGGGGGUGUGGUAUAUGGUCAAUAUAGAAUGCUAAGGGCUGUUCUUAGGCUAGAUGCAAAGCCUGGACACAGCCCUUAGCCGUGAUAUAUUAGCCAUAUACUACAAACCCCCAAGGUGCCUUAUUGCUAUUAUAAACUGGUUACCAACAUAAUUAUACCAGGAAAAACAAACGUUUUGACAUACCCGUGGUAUAAGGUCUGAUAUACCACGACUGUCAGCCAAUCAGAAUUCAGGGUUUCAACCACCCAGUUUAUAAUAUUCAAUAACCUAUUAAUUGCAUUAAUUCUUGCACCGUGCGAUCAAUUAUUAGUUCUAAACAUACCUUUUUCUUCUCUGCUAAUUAUCAUUUUUUUUCCGGGCACAUAGUACAGACAGUUGGUGCUUGGUGGUUGGAGCAUGUUGCUGAACCGGAGGGUUGUGUACUUCUUAGGUAUAGGCGUUCCAUCAACGGGACAUUUGUAAAUCAUGUAUCAAAUCGCCGUGUAUCAUGAUCGCACAUUUAGAGAAACAACAAAUGUCGGUACAUAUAAGUGUCUUAUAUCGGCUGAAAGCUUAAAUUAUUAUUAAUAUAACUGUCCAAUUUACAGUAGCUAUUACUGCGAACAAAUGCCAUGCUAUUGUUUGAGGAGAGCUCCUAACAACAAAACACCUUUUCACCGCGAUAGGUUUGAUAAAUUCACAUCUGAAGGUGAAAUGUGUACUUACAAUUUGAAAUCUUGCUCUGAUUUAUCAUCCCAAGGGUCCCAGGGAUAACAUGAAGUGUAGUUUUGUUAGAUAAAGUCAUUUUUCAUAUCCUAAAAAGGUCCAUAUAGCAUGCACGAUUGAUUUUGUAUUUCCACUCGCUCAAUUUGAAAAGAUAGGAAUCUGUGAAAAUGUAACCCUAAACGUUGUUUCAACCAGUCAAAUUACAUUCGUACGUUCGCCUCCCGGGUGGCACAGUGGUCUAGGGCACUGCAUCGCAGUGUGCCACUAGAGACUCUGGGUUGGCGCCCAGGCUCUGUCGCAGCCGGCUUCCAGGUUAGAUGCGCGCCCUUCGUGUCUCCCAAGCCCGUACGGGAGUUGUAGCAAUGAGACAAGAUAGUAACUACUAACAAUUGGAUACCACGAAAUUGGGGAGAAAAGGGGGUAAAUUCAAAUAAAAUAAAUUAAGUUUGUAUUUAUUCCUCAGAGGUCCUAGAACGUAACCAGACUUCACUAUAUUAUAUCCUAUAGGACACCAAAUGUGGUCAGAGAGCGACGCCUCCAUGGCGAUGACACGGAUGGUCUUCUCUUGAUUGACUGUAACUUUGUCAAAUAAGCACCAAUCGGGGUCAAUCAAAGCUAGCUAGAUAGCCAAUGAGCCAACCCUGUAUCUGUUAAACAAUUUCGCUGCUCUCCUUGUGCGACAGCAAGCCUUUUCUUUUUGGACAAAAACUGCAAGAAUAUGGGGACUUAUGAAGUUAUGAAAACUGGGUGUUUUGCCAAUUGUGAACUUACAAUAUGGCUACUAAUACUGGAAAAACUAAAUCAAAGUCCAAUUAUACAGAUUUGACGAUAUUACUGCAGAAAAAUGUAAUAUAAAUGUAAACGUCCACGAUUUGCCCAAAUGUACCUGGGUGGCUUCACACUAAAUGUAACGUAGCUUGCUCAUACUUCAAGUUAUUAGUCUAAAACUUUGUACAUACACUGCUGCCCUCUUGUGGACACCAUCGGAAUUACAACCAGAGUGAUGGCUAGAUUUGGGACCUUUCUGUUGCAUUUCAAAGAUGGUGGUAGAAUCAUUUUUUUUAAACGGUUGUUUUUUUAUUUGUAUUUUCUUAUACCAGAUCUAUUGUGUUAUAUUCUCCUACAUUCAAUUCACAUUUCCACAAACUUCAAAGUGUUUCCAUUCAAAUGGUACCAAGAAUAUACAUAUCCUUGCUUCAGGGCCUGAGUUACAGGCAGUUAGAUUUGGGUAUGUCAUUUUAAGCGAAAAUUGAAAAAAAAGGGUCUAUCCAUUAAACCUGUUGUAGGACUCUUUGCGGCCAGCAGGUCAAACGAAUGACUAAAGUGAAACAGUCACUCAGAAAAACGAAUCAUGAUUCCUGAGUCAGUAAAACGAGUCGUUCAAAAAUAACAAAUUGUUUGCAAACUGCACGUUGUGUAUGCGUGCUUGCGCUUGCAUGCAUGUAUGUUGUGACGUACAAGCGGCACAGACAUAAUUGUAUGUUACUCUGUAUGGAAAAUGAAGAUAAAGAGAGGUGGGGCUAGUCUGUAGUGUAGUAUAUUUAUUUUGUGAUAAAUGUGUUUACUAUUACCAUCUUGUUAUUGAAUAUAUUAUGAUGUUGUAAUGCUGUACCAUGGGUUAGAAAUGUCUGUUUUUCCCCAAUUAUGCUCUUCCUUUGUAUUUCCUCAUCCCCCUUCACACUAUGGCUCCCAAGUGGCGCAGUGGUCUAAGGAACUGCAUCUCAGUGCUAGAGGCGUCACUGUAGACCCUGGUUCGAUUACAGGCUGUUAUUGGGAGUCCCAAAGGGCUGCGCACAAUUGGCCCAGCGUUGUCCAGUUUGGCUUGUCAUUGUAAAUAAGAAUUUUUAAAUAAAGGUUACAUUUUUUUUUAAAAUAAAAAUAGUAUACAAACAC